CUCCAAGGUGUGGGAGCAGGCAUAUCCAGAUUUGUCUUUAUGAAAAUAUGAAUCAAAUUCUUAGAGAAAUUAUGUGGAUAUCGGUAUAGUUUUGACAAAUCAAAGCUAAAAACAGCGUUGAUCCAAUUUUCUUUCUAUUGAUUUACAAGGCUGUGAUGUCUAUUAAUUCCCUAGUCUUAAUCUAACAGUGAAAGCAUUUAUUUGCCCUCACAGACUAUCAAAGCUGUUUGUCGUGUUCCCAAUUCGGAACGAAGCGAUGCAACCCAAUUCGGACCCUGAAAUUAACUCCAUUCUUUGCGUCAACCAACAAUUACAUAAGUAUCCAGAGCUUCAUUUUGCAGCCUAGCUAAAAUGGAGUUCUCAAGUUUUCAUAUUAGCAUUCGGUUUAUUUUCAUGCAACCACUCUUUCUUCUCUUUCUUUUUAGCUCUGCCUCCUCCUCCCGUUUAGCGGGAAAUAAGGUGGAUAGGCUUUCCUUGCUUGCCUUCAAAGCAGAAAUCGUGACUGAGACCCUCGGCAUCUUUAGCUCUUGGAAUGAAUCCCUCCACUUCUGUCAUUGGCCAGGCAUUACUUGUGGCCGCAGACAUCGGAGGGUUACAGUGCUCGACCUCCAAUCAAGCGGGCUGGCAGGCCACCUAUCUCCCCACAUUGGAAACUUGAGCUUUCUGAGGAUUUUACACCUCCAAAACAAUAGCUUCAGCCACACCAUUCCUCCAGAAAUUGGUCGUUUGUUCCGCUUGGAAAGACUAGGCCUUUCUAACAACUCCUUCAGUGGUCAUAUCCCAUUCAACAUAUCACGUUGCUCUAACCUCCAAUACCUUGGCUUAUUUGGCAACAUUCUUAGUGGCGAACUUCCAACUGAAAUUGCCUCAUUGUUCAAGCUUCGGGUACUUGAUUUGGGCAAGAACAAUUUUUAUGGGAUAAUCCCACCUUCUUUUGGGAAUCUUUCUUCUCUUCAAGGGCUAUCUGCAGCUGGAAAUAAUCUCCAUGGAGGUAUUCCAAAUAGGCUUGGCCAGUUGAAAAGCUUAGUGAUUUUUUCACUGGCUACAAAUUAUUUGAAUGGUACCAUCCCUCCCUCCAUAUACAACCACUCGUCAAUUGAAGCCAUUUAUAUGUGUCAAAACAACCUUCAUGGAACUCUUCCUCCUGGCUUGGGCCACACUAUAUUUCCAAACCUCGAAACCUUUGUUUUCCAUACCAACCAAUUCACUGGACCAAUACCAGCUUCAAUCUCCAAUGCCUCAAACCUUUUAGUAUUUUCUAUCUCAUCCAAUAAGUUUAUUGGGAAAGUGCCUAGUCUGGCACGCCUGUCAAAUUUGUAUUGGUUUGAACUUGAACAAAACAAUCUUGGAAAUAAUGAGGAAGGUGACUUGGAUUUCAUCUCUUCUCUAGUUAAUUGCACCAAUUUAGAAGCUUUUUCUGUCGGCCUCAAUAAUUUUGGAGGAGUGCUGCCUGAAUCUAUCAGCAAUCUCUCAACAAAGCUCAGGGUAAUAGGUUUUCAAGAGAAUCAGAUACGCGGAAACAUUCCCAUCGGGGUUGGAAAUCAUAUCAACUUGGAGAGACUAGGCUUUUCUACAAAUUUAUUGGUUGGCACUAUACCGAGUUCAAUAGGUAAACUGAAUAAGCUUUAUGACCUAUUUCUAGAUUCGAAUGAAUUGUCAGGUAAUGUUCCAUCAUCUCUAGGAAAUCUAACUUCAUUAAGCAGAUUGAAUCUCCACUCAAACAAGUUACAAGGCAGCAUACCACAAAGUCUCGGAGACUGCAGGUUUAUGUUAUAUUUGGAUCUUUCCUACAACAAUCUUAGCGGUCCAAUUCCAAAACAAGUCAUCAAUUUAUUGGUUGACUUGGAUCUAUCUGGAAACCAACUUACUGAAUCCAUUCCCAUGGAAGUGGGUAACUUACAGCAUCUUGUUUUCUUGGAUGUUUCUCAAAACAAGUUUUCUGGUGAGAUUCCACAAAGCUUAGGGAGUUGCACAAGUUUGACGACUCUGUCUCUGAGAGAAAAUUUAUUGCAGGGGACAAUUCCUAAAUCCUUGAGCUCUUUGAGAGGAAUUGAAUAUUUUGACCUCUCUCUCAACAACUUGUCUGGCAUAAUUCCCAACUACUUGGGGAGUUUCCCCUUCUUGCAGAAUUUGAACCUUUCAUUUAACAAUUUUGAAGGUGCAGUACCAAUCCAAGGAGUUUUUAAGAAUGCAAGUGCGGUAUUUGUUGUGGGAAACACACGGCUUUGUGGAGGUAUACCUCACUUAAGAUUGCCUAAAUGCAUCUCCAAGCAAUCUAAGCGCUGGUUAUCUCCUAAGCUGAACUUAAUUAUCUCAGUUUCCUGUGGGAUUGUCGGCCUGGUCUUGGUGUUGUUACUUGCGCUUCUUUAUCGAUCAAGAAAGGCUAGAGCGCUCAAGUCAACUUCAGGAUCAUCAAUGGGGGUUUCACUCUUGAAACUAUCCUAUGGAGAUCUCCUCAAAGCAACUGAUGGGUUCUCUGCUUCGAAUUUGAUUGGUUCUGGAAGUUCCGGGUCCGUGUACAAGGGAGUUCUCAAUCAGUAUGAAGAAAGAAAUGUUGCGGUGAAAGUACUCAAUCUUCAAACUUCAAGAGCUUCUAAAAGUUUCAUAUCUGAAUGUGAAGCCUUGAAAAACAUUAGGCAUCGAAAUCUCGUCAAGCUACUGACUGCUUGUUCAAGCAUUGAUUUUCAAGGAAACGAUUUCAAAGCCCUGGUGUAUGAGUUCAUGGUGAAUGGAAGCCUAUAUGAGUGGCUGCACUACAUAUCAGCUCAAGGAGUAGAUAGGCCAGCCAAUCUGCCAAAGAAUCUGAAUCUCACUCAAAGAGUUAACAUUGCCAUCGAUGUAGCGUGUGCUCUGGAUUAUUUGCACAACCGCUCCCACAUGCCAAUAGUUCAUUGUGAUAUAAAGCCCAGCAACAUUUUGUUAGACAGUGAUAUGACUGCUUGUGUUGGUGAUUUCGGUUUAGCAAGGUACCUCUGGGAUGCUUCUUGCCCAUCUCCUUUGCAUGAAAGCAGUUCCAAUGUCAUAAAAGGCACCACAGGCUAUGCUCCCCCAGAGUAUGGAAUGGGAGGCAAGGUGUCAACAUAUGGCGACGUGUAUAGCUACGGAAUAUUGUUGUUGGAGAUGCUAACUGGUAAGAGGCCGACAGAUGACAUGUUUAAAGAUGGUAUGGACCUGCACAAUUUUGUUAUGAUGGCUCUACCAGAACGUGUGGGAGAAAUAUGUGAUCCAGUACUUGUACAAGUAGAAGAAAGCAGCAGCAGUACUAAUCCCAGAAGUAAUAGGGGGAAUCAUGCCACAAAUGAUCGAGGAAAAAGGGUUGUGGGGUGCUUGACUUCCAUUGCAAGUUUAGGAGUUGCUUGUUCUGUUGCGAUGCCGAGAGAGAGAAAAGACAUGAGCAAUGUGGUAGCUGAAUUGAGUCUAAUAAAGGAUGUGCUAACUGGAACUAGGAUGCCUAGAGAGAACCCGUGAUGACGACCCAAGUAGUGAGUAAUAAUACCCUGUUAUCAUUAAAUAAAAUCCCAUGACGGUGCUUGAAUUUUGCAUGGUGAUCUUCUGAAUGAUGACGAGGAGGACUGGAACAAGUGAAGUGGAUUUUCCCGUUGUGCAAUUUCAUUUUGUAUGUUUUGUGAAUGAUCUUAAUUUGUAAGAUCGUCUUUAUGUUUGCUUGGAAAUCUGGAAUUUGUCAAUUUUAGUUUGGUUCAUGUUCUUAUAAAUAAAUUAUGCAAUUUUAA
Malus domestica (apple) is the source of this 3731-nucleotide messenger RNA. The record is from RefSeq and is a predicted model, not a curated record. Lineage: Eukaryota; Viridiplantae; Streptophyta; Magnoliopsida; Rosales; Rosaceae.